AGUGCAAAGUAGUUCAAUUAACACCAGAAGGGAGAAAAUUUUGUUGUAUGAAAUUUUGAAGAUAAAAGUAGGGAAAGACAUGGCUGCGUGAUAUACAUUUUUAAUAUCCCCAUCUUAUCCCCACUGUAAUUACGUAAUAUGUCAAGAGUUUGUGGUUAGGAGGGCGUCGCUGAUAACUGCGAUGUCAGUUUUGCGUUAGAAACCCAUCUGCAGUGAUGCAAAGUGAAGAUGUUUACUCGCGAAAAUUUUAUGAUAGGGAAUGGAGAGUUAAGUAGCAGUUCUGUGUGACAGUUCAUAAAGCCAACCGAAUAUUGGGCACGAUAAUUCCUUACGUUAGUGCGUCAUUAACUUGUAUUAUGCGGUUUAACGACAAAGAGUUAGUUGAUGUUGGAACAGGACCAGCGGAAUUAGAAGGUAGACUCAAUCAUCGUCGUGCGACGACCGGCAAUUUUAAUCAGUCAGGUUUCAAAGAACGAUGGUUCAAGCUAAAAUCUAACCUACUGUUUUACUUUCGGAUUAAUGAACUUGGAAAAAUUGAUUAUAAAGAGCCUUUGGGUGUCAUCAUCCUGGAAAACUCAAAUGUCCAGUAUGAACUUAGUACAGGUGUACCAUUUUCAUUUUCAUUGAUAUUUCGUGAUGAUCCAGAGAAAAAGCAUUUCUUUUCUGGCCGAUCUGAGUCCCACGUUAACCAGUGGGUAAUGGCAAUGAAACAUGCAUCGUACGAGUACUGGAGAUCACAGCUAAUACUGCUUCAAACUAAACUCAACAGUUUGACUGGGAAAGACCCAUUGUUGAUGUAUCCUCACAAUGAGGGUGUGGUAAGAGAUAUCCAGGCACCAGGUUCCCCACUUGCAGAAAAAAAGCUGCAUUCAAAAACUGCCAGUUUUCAGAGUCAUAUGCAAAAUGUUGGUAACAAAGCAUUAGAAACUUUCAAAAGUCAUUGUCAGGAUCUCUUUGAAAGUGACAAUGAACAAGAAAAAGCUGUUCAAGAAGUACAAAAUCUAAUUGAACUAUAAGUUACAGAUAUAUUUUACCUCAUACAAUAUUUAUUUUUCAUCCGGUGACUGUAUUUAUAAGUAAGCAGAUUUUGAAUGGAGUACAAUUUCAUCAUUGCAAACAUUAUCAUUUUCAGAAGAUCUCUUGUACACUUGAUUCUCCUUCAUAGCAUUUAAGAUACAUUAUAUCAGCUGAUCUCUUGUAUUUAAUUCUUUAUUAUAAUUGCUAGGGCAGUGAUUGGUCUCAGCAUCUCCUAUACCUUAUUGUAAUUGCUAGGCAAGUUAAGCAGAGCCUGUUCAUUUUGUGAUAAAACUGAUAAAAAGGGAACAAUCAUUUUUGCCUAACAAGUUGCAUUUUACUGGAUGUAAGAAAAUAUAAAUUGUAUGUUACAUAGGAGAAAUAUACACCCACCUGAAAUACACAUCAGUUGCUAGGAAUUUAGGGCCAGGAGACUGAAAGAGGGCAGAGUAUGUUCUCUUUUUAAGAGAUUAACACCUUGGGAAAAUUGGUGAUGGCUGGCUGAGGUGGAGAUUGGAAGAGUGUCAGUGUGAGAGCUGGUGCUAACACAAUGGUGAGGUGUUCAGUAACAAAGUGCCAAAUGUUUCAGUCCUCAUUUUUUUCCAAAUGGUGAAUUGAAAAUGGGGAAAUAUAGCUAUCAGAUUUAUCUACAUUUUAACUGAAAAUUAUGGGGAGACAGGCAUGUAAUUGUCAGCAAUUCAGUGAAGAGCAGAAAAACAUUUGGGAAAGAGUGUGAGCAAAGGUCUGUGAUGUUAAAUUGAAGAAUGUAUUGUUUUAAGUGCACUGUACUAUUUCUGACCAAAUAAUUUAUCUGUCCUAAUAAGAAAGACAUUAAAUAUUUUCACACUUCUGUCACUAUUUGUUUUGGUAAUGAAUAACUUGGGUGAUGCUGAACAUGUGUAGAAAUUAUAUUUCAUAUAGUAUCACAAUUUUGUGUUCCUGCUAUUUAAGUGUCGGUGAGCUGCCUAAUUUAGUACAAUGCUGCAUUGAAUAAGAUGAAGCAACUAGUGUGUCUGAAAAGUGUUUACUAACUUCACACUUGCAGAAUAUGCCUAAUAAUGAUGCAAGGGAGUUGAUGUGUUUGUUACUGUGAUAUUAAGUGAUAGUAUUCUACUUAAUAUGCCAGUUAGUAAUUGCUCAAAGAUAUCAGAUGUUGUUAAUUUUUAAACAUGGAACACCCUACUGACAUCUUUCGAUAUUUUACAUAAUUAUCUGUAAAUUUAGUGUAAAUACAGACUUGCGGCAAAUGAAACAGAGGGAAAUUAUUUAUGUAAUGUAUUUUUGAAAUGAUAAAGUGUAGAAGUUAUAGCCUA
Molecule: messenger RNA, 2327 nt
Organism: Schistocerca americana (American grasshopper)
Lineage: Eukaryota; Metazoa; Arthropoda; Insecta; Orthoptera; Acrididae
Product: pleckstrin homology domain-containing family J member 1-like
Exons: 5
Coding region: 357-1016 (219 amino acids)
Biological process (GO): retrograde transport, endosome to Golgi; endosome organization; receptor recycling
Cellular component (GO): recycling endosome; trans-Golgi network; early endosome
Source: RefSeq, a predicted model, not a curated record